Molecule: messenger RNA, 2697 nt
Organism: Lytechinus variegatus (green sea urchin)
Lineage: Eukaryota; Metazoa; Echinodermata; Echinoidea; Temnopleuroida; Toxopneustidae
Product: cysteine--tRNA ligase, cytoplasmic-like
Exons: 16
Coding region: 264-2453 (729 amino acids)
Biological process (GO): cysteinyl-tRNA aminoacylation
Cellular component (GO): cytoplasm
Molecular function (GO): ATP binding; cysteine-tRNA ligase activity
Source: RefSeq, a predicted model, not a curated record
CCCUAUAUUGAAAAUGAACCGUCUUGGGGGCUUGCCCUGAUAUUUCAUCAUCCAAAUGCGAAGUUUUACGUGUACAAUACACAUGUAUGUAUGUACCUCCUCUUGUGUGACUGAAACAGCUGUGCCCAACUUUAAAUGUGUGUUACCACCUAUUGAUAUUGGUGUGGCAAUAUUUGGUCAACUCUGUCAGAUCAGUAGACUUGGGAAAUCCGUCCUCUUUGCUCAACCUAUGAAUUACCAGUGAAGAAAAUAUCAAAGUAAAUAUGUCUACAGACGGAAAAAAGCGCAGUCAGCCAGAAUGGGAAAGACCGAACGGAACACAGACGGCUCAGCUUCAACUCUUCAACAGCCUCACGCGACAGAAAGAACCAUUCGUUCCUCAAGAAAGCAAGCGCGUUUCAUGGUACAGCUGCGGCCCGACGGUCUACGAUGCAGCCCAUAUGGGACAUGCAAGAUCAUACAUAUCUUUUGACAUCUUACGGCGAGUGAUGACCAAAUAUUUCAACUAUGAUGUGACGUAUGUGAUGAAUAUCACAGACGUGGACGAUAAGAUCAUCAAGCGUGCCCGGACCAACUACCUCUAUGAUCUGUACGUGAACGAGACAAGCGAUGCUGAUCAAGUAAUAGCUGAUGUCAGACAUGCACUUGAGCCAUACCAAGCCAAGAUGAACAAGGAAACCAAUGCUGAGAAGAAAGAUAUGCUGAUGAAGAUAAUCAACAAAGUGAGGGAUUCUCUCGCCAAGUGUGAGACAGCAAAGAGCGAAGAACUUAAACAGAUUCUAUUACGAGAUGCCAAGGACCCACUAGCCGAGAUGCUCGACACCCAAAAAGGCCGGGAUAUUUCCGACAAAUCCAUCUUCUCUGCUUUGCCUCAGCAUUGGGAAGCAGAGUUCCACAGUGAUAUGAAUGCCUUAAAUGUCUUGCCUGCUGAUGUCUUGACCAGAGUCAGUGAAUAUGUCCCAGAGGUUAUCGACUAUGUCCAGAAAAUCAUUGAUAAUGGAUUCGGCUAUGAAUCCAAUGGAUCUGUAUACUUCACCACGUCAAAGUUUGACAACGACGAGAAGCACCACUACGCCAAGCUGGUCCCAGAGGCCUACGGGGAUCAGGCCGCCUUGGCCGAGGGAGAAGGGGACCUCAGCAUCUCUCCAGAUCAGCUCCAAGAGAAGCAAUCCGCCAACGACUUUGCCCUCUGGAAGAACUCCAAGCCUGGUGAACCGGCGUGGGAGUCGCCUUGGGGAAUGGGAAGACCUGGCUGGCAUAUAGAAUGUUCUGCUAUGGCUAGCAGUAUACUCGGAGAAUCAAUGGACAUCCACACAGGAGGGGCGGAUCUCAAAUUCCCUCACCAUGACAACGAACUCGCCCAGGCAGAGGCUCACUAUUGCAACGACAACUGGGUCAGGUACUUCCUUCACUCCGGCCACCUGACGAUCCAAGGAUGCAAGAUGUCUAAAUCACUCAAGAACUUCAUCACCAUCAAACAAGCCCUUGAGACGUACUCCUCGAGGCAGAUCAGGCUAGUCUUCCUGCUUCACUCGUGGAAGGACACGUUAGAUUACUCAACGGCUACCAUGGAAUGCGCAGUCCAGUAUGAGAAGAUGGUCAAUGAAUUCUUCUUGAAUGUGAAGGAUAUCAUUAACAACUCACCCAAGAGCGGCUGUGAAGCGUUCCAUAAAUGGACAACUCCUGAAAUAGCACUCAACCAACAAUACCUCGAGUGCCAAGAGAAAGUGCACAGCGCCCUCUGUGAUUCGAUAGAUACCAAGUCGGCGCUGGAUGCCAUGCGUACUGUUGUCACUCAGUGCAAUGUCUAUGUACAAGAACGAAGAGCAGUGAAGGAGAGCCCCAACGCUUUCUUGCUCGGAUCCGUUGCGAAGUACAUCACCAAGAUGUUCAAGAUUUUUGGUGCAAUAGAAGGAGAUGAUCCCAUUGGUUUUCCAGUUGGGGGAGCCUCAGAAAGCAGUAAUGUUGAGGAAACAGUGUUACCGUACCUCAAAGUGUUGGCUGAAUUCAGACAGACAAUCAGACAGAAAGCAAGGGCUCUCAAAGCCACCGAGAUCUUGCAGGUGUGUGAUGCCUUGCGAGACGAUGUUCUACCAGACCUUGGGGUCAGGCUGGAGGAUAGGGAAGGAGAGAACUCGGUAGUGAAGCUGGUCGGCAGGGAUGUCUUGAUGAAAGAGAAAGAAUUAGCCAGACAGCAAGCCGAGGAGAAGAGGAGGAAGAAGGAGGAAGCCAAGAAGAGAGAGCAAGAAAAACAAGCAGCCAAAGAAGCGCAAGCGAGGAUACCACCUCAAGAGAUGUUUAGAAAAGAGACUGAUAAAUAUUCACAAUUUAAUGAACAGGGCAUUCCGACUCACGACGCAGAGGGCAAACCACUAAGUGGCAAGCAGGUCAAGAAACUCACGAAGCUUUACCAAGCUCAAGAGAAGCUCUACAACCAGUUCAACGAAAAUUGAUGAAGUCACCAGGUUUGGCUCUGGGACAAAUUACAGUGGGGAGUCAUAUGUACAGCAUGGAGGAAGGACAGAUAAAUGCAAAUGCACAUAACUCUGCCCAAGUCGAAUCUCUUUGGACCAGAUGAACUUGUUCGACUUUAGGCAAAAUUCGACUUGGAAGGGGACAAUCGCAUUUUCGUUAAUCAGGGAGCAUUUCAUGAAAGGACUUGUCAGACGUUUUAUCCGACAAGUCCUAUGCUAUCCG